AUGGCGGCGGCGGUGGCGACGCAGCAGCGCAAGUACCAGUGGGGCGAGCUCGCUGACGAUGACGGCGCAGGCGACCUCGGCCUCCUCCUCCCGCCGCGGGUCGUCGUCGGGCCCGACGCGGGCGGCCUCCGGAGGGUGAUCGAGUACCGCUUCGACGACGAGGGCAACAAGGUCAAGGUCGUCACCACCACCCGCACCUGCAGCCUCGCGCGCGCGCGUCUCUCCAGGAGUGCCGUCGAGCGCCGCUCGUGGGCCAAGUUCGGCGACGCCGUCAAGGGGGACGACGCCGGCUCGCGCCUCACCAUGGUCUCCACCGAAGAGGUCCUCCUCGAGCGCCCACGAGCCCGAGGGAAAAGGGCCGAGGAACCGUGUACUUCUGAUGAUCCACUGGAUAUGGCAAGUACAACAAGUGGCAUUCUCAUGGUUUGCCGAACAUGUGGGAAAAAGGGUGAUCAUUGGACGUCGAAGUGCCCCUACAAGGACCUUCCUGCACAGACACAAGGUCUUGUCGAUGUUCCUUCUACUGCUGAUGGCCUGGCAGCACCACGUGGUACUGGUGUGCGAGCAUAUGUUCCUCCAAACAAGAAAGAAGGUGCUGAUACAAGUGGAGCAAGUAUGAUGAAGAGAAGGAAUGACGAGAACUCUAUCCGUGUGAACAAUCUCUCAGAGGACACCAGUGAGUUCGACCUCUUUGAGCUCUUCUCCAAGUUUGGCCCUGUAAACCGUGCCUUCGUCGCAAAGGAUAGGAGGACUGGAUCAAGCAGGGGCUUUGGCUUUGUCAACUUCGUUCGUAGAGAGGAUGGUGAGAAGGCUAUCAGCAAGCUCAAUGGGUAUGGUUAUGAUAACCUUAUCCUCCGAGUUGAGUGGUCAGAAAAGAAGAACUAG
Molecule: messenger RNA, 885 nt
Organism: Miscanthus lutarioriparius
Lineage: Eukaryota; Viridiplantae; Streptophyta; Magnoliopsida; Poales; Poaceae
Source: the annotation of a GenBank genome assembly